Messenger RNA from Cryptomeria japonica (Japanese cedar), 1832 nucleotides. RefSeq lists its product as uncharacterized. The transcript is spliced from 7 exons. The record is from RefSeq and is a predicted model, not a curated record. NCBI's taxonomy places the organism in Eukaryota, Viridiplantae, Streptophyta, Pinopsida, Cupressales, Cupressaceae. Bases 314 to 1267 code for a protein of 317 amino acids.
GUAACAUUUUUUACUGCCAUCGAAACUAAACUAUUCUGUAAUCUUUUUAUAUUACUCAUAUAAACUUAAAAACUUUUCCCUUCUGAAUGAGGUUGCCAUCGAAACCGCACUAGCUCUCUCCUUCAUAAUUCAAUAAAAUUUCUUCGUGCCACAGACAAUUUGACUUCAUUGGUACUGGGAAGACCGAUUGGUUGGGGAGGGGAGACGGUUAACUUCAUUACGAAGGGAUUAGGAGGGGUGGAUUCAUUUAUCUGUUUUCCUUGUCAAGUAGCCUGGAAUUAAAUUCAAUUGCAAGAAGCGCAGACAGGAUAAAAUGUGGCAGUUGAUCAUCUGUGGGGUACUAAUUUAUAAAUUUGUGAGAUUCCUCAUAUCGGAAGAAGAAUCUGGACAAGAGUUGAAAUUCAUGGUGGGCAGCAGGCUGGAGAAACUGUAUGGCGGGAGAGUGUUUUAUGCGUUGAGAAUUCCAGAUGAAGGAAGUGGGACUCGUCAGAGCAUUGAUAUCGUUCUGCUCACAAAGAGAGAACUAUCAGUCAUUGCCAUUAGGAACUUUGCAGGAAUCUUAGAUGCAGCAUCUGAUGGCAGUUGGAGUCUGAGAAAUUCAAAGGGCCAAUUUGAAAAAAUUCCUAAUCUUGUGGAGGAAACAAGGAUCCAAGCUGCUAUUCUCGAAUCUUAUCUUGAAAGAAGAGGAGUUAUCCUACCCGCAGGGUAUUUGAGUUGUAAAGUCAUUCUUGCUAAUUCUGAUUGCAGGGCAUUGCCAUCGGUUACUUUGCAUCAAGAAGUGUUAUCCUAUGAUAAAUGGAUGCAACUAAAGGAAGAGUCAAGAGGUGGUUUUCGUGAAUGGUUAAGACAUAUGUUUUCCAGAGUAGAGCGUGAUGUUUCAGACAAGAUUGAUAAAAAGCUCCGUUUUAUUCUCAGUACUUCUCCAGCAUGGGACAGAUUGGAGCUUAAAGGUAGUCAACAAAUUUAUGGAGAAUUUCUGGGGUUCAAAGGGAAGAAGGAGGAUGUGGAUGCCCUCAAAGUUGUAAAGAGGUCAAAGGUGGCCAAGAUAGUCAAAUAUAAGCCAAUUAUGUUUGAUCUUUUGAGCGGGGGUUCAACUGUUCACCUUUUUUGUAUACCUCGUGAUUACCGGAAUGAAGGUACUUCUGAAGUAGAAAGAACAGAGGUAAGUGUAAGAGCAGGUACAGAAGUGGUCUUUCAACCGAUGGAUGCAAAAAAGGCUCAACAAUUCAAGGUUAAGAAAAUUGCAUGCUUAUCAUUGAGCCCAUGAACCACUUUUUGGUGCCCUUAUAUUUGAUAAGGACUUUCAAUUCUAUUUUUCCUUAGACAGCGAGAUGUGAAGAAAUAACAGCAGGAGGUCUGGGGGGAUGUUGUUUAUGUAGAUAAUAUUUGCCAGCACAGGAAAGAUGAUAUUUAAACUAUGCUUACAUUAUACUACAGCCCUGAAGAGGUUGGUCUAGUGGCAAAGCCCAUCGGGCUUAAUAUACAAGAUUUCUGGUUUUAAGGCCAUGGAGUUGUUCUCCACGGAAGCAAUAAAGGAACACAUUUCUUGGGGAAAGAUUUUCAAUUCAUGAGCCAUAGUGAAACAUGUUCAAAAUUUAGAAUCCAGAAGUUAGUAUGUCAUUAACAUUUGGCAACCACACCAGAAGAAUUUUCCUAAUAUACUAUUUCAUGUCCAGUGGGUAUGUUUAAAACUGCAAGGAAGGAAAAAAAGUUCCAUAUUCCUGAGAUUUUUAAUAGAAAUUUACUGCAUGUUUAUAAUAUAUAUAUAUAUACAACUCCAAGUGCUGAAAAUUUGAAGUCGAAACUUGUAGUUAUCAUGUUUAUUUGGAUAA